This is a messenger RNA of Trichoplusia ni (cabbage looper), 4773 nucleotides long. RefSeq names its product calcium release-activated calcium channel protein 1 (gene Orai). The transcript is spliced from 4 exons. The record is from RefSeq and is a predicted model, not a curated record. Gene Ontology annotation, molecular function: store-operated calcium channel activity. NCBI's taxonomy places the organism in Eukaryota, Metazoa, Arthropoda, Insecta, Lepidoptera, Noctuidae. Gene Ontology annotation, cellular component: membrane. The coding region runs from base 397 to 1065 and encodes 222 amino acids. Gene Ontology annotation, biological process: store-operated calcium entry.
AUUACAUGUAUGUAUGUAGACAUUCGUUAACCAUCAUUUGAUUGCAAUGACAACUGUAAUUACUGUUUACUAGUUGGCUGUUUUAUUAGUGAAGCAGUCGUGUAGUUGUGCGCCGCAGUCCACACGCUCAUGUAGUGAGACUGUUUGAUCUGUCAUUAUAGUAAACUAAAAGUAAUUUAAUGAUAGUGAGAACUAUGUGAAUGUAGUUUUGUUUCUGUUAUUUUUUUACCUUGUUGGUUUAUUAUUAGUUGGUAUUUGACUUUGUUUGUUUGGAUUGCUACAUUUUGUUUCCCAGGAGUGGAUGACAGGUAUUUAGCGAGCAUUUUGAUCAGUUUUGUGGCACACUGAAGCGGAAGUUCUACUUAUCAUAUUCUAACCACACAGCAUAGGUGCGCGAUGUCGGGCGAGACUCCAAUACAGUCGGCUGACGGGCUCCACACGCCCGCCUACCUGUCAUGGAGGAAGCUUCAGCUCAGCAGAGCUAAGCUCAAAGCCUCCAGCAAGACGUCAGCCCUGCUCUCCGGCUUUGCCAUGGUAGCCAUGGUGGAGGUGCAACUAAAUCCGCCUGAAAACACAAAAGUGCCUAAUGAAAUGCUGGUAGCUUUCACUGUAUGUACCACCCUGUUGGUAGCUGUUCACAUGCUAGCGUUAAUGAUAAGCACGUGCAUACUGCCAAACAUCGAAGCCGUCGGCAACCUCCACAGCAUAUCCCUGGUGCACGAGUCGCCGCACGAGCGACUCCACUGGUACAUCGAGAUAGCGUGGGCCUUCUCUACGCUGCUCGGACUGAUACUGUUCCUAAUAGAGAUAGCUAUCCUCUGCUGGGUCAAGUUCUACGACUUGAGUCCGACGGCGGCGUGGUCCGCCUGCGUCGUGCUCAUUCCAGUCAUGAUUGUGUUCCUGGCCUUCGCCAUACAUUUCUACAUGUCGUUAGCUAGGCACAAAUACGAAGUGACCGCUACGGGCAUCAAGGAACUAGAAUUGCUCAAAGAACAGAUCGAAAUGGGCGAUCACGAUGCUCGUAUGAAUAAUUUAACAUUGCUUGACCAAAGUCGUAUCGUGUGAUAGUCGACGUGUGUGUCCAUGUCCUUUUUGGAAUGUUAUUAAUACCUUUUGUUUGUGAGUGUACACCAUUGAUUAUUUAGGUAAGUUAUGUACUUAGAUUAUGUUAAGAUUGUACUUAUCGAGUGCCAAUAUGUAUGUGAGCAGUUGUGAAUGGGCGCCAUUAUUGCUCAUUUAUGUUACUUCAGGGCUUCUGGCUACUUAGUGAAGAUUUGAUGGGAGGAAGAAAUUUAAAUGAUGCGUUCAGCGCAAUGCUUCGUACAUACGUAUAGCCCUCUAGCGGUGCUCUUUAUAAAUGUUCUUAUUCAAGUGACGUGUAUUGUGGCGGUUGUUUAAAGAUUACGAGGACUAGAGAAUAUUUCAUAGAAAAGUCUGCAAAUAGUCAGGUCAAAUAAUAUUUCCAGGAGAUUGACGAUCUAUGACUUGUUUUCUGAGCCGAGGGCUUCCAAGUUUUGAUCUUCCACCUUGUUGAUUUGUCGAAGGAAAAGUUACGUCACAAAUGUGUACCGCCAAUAACUGUAGUCUAUUAUUUUUAUAACUUACAGUCAUACGAAUUUAUUUAGGCAGCAGUUCAAUUUAUGCCUCACGUUUAAUCUCAUAUAAAUACAGGUUAUGUAGGAAUUCACGAGUAAAUUAUAGCUUAAGUAUGACUAACGAAUCUCUGUAAAUACAAUUGUAGAUUUUUAUCACUUGACGGUAGUAAUCUUGACAUGUACACUCAUAUAAGUAGUCAUAAGGCUGAGUAUUGGACGAAGCGGGUAGUUUUUGCAAGCAUGAAAAAAUGCUCUGUCAGAUGUUUUGAUGUUAACUGUCAAAAAACGCGGUAAAAAUUUAGUUUAUUUUCAUGCGAGCCAUGGGAUCUUUGUGGAAGUGAGACGGUGCGAUAUAUCAUAUGUAGCUGUGUCUCGCUUUUACAACGCCAACGGGCUUAAGUUAAAGUGCAGGCAGUGGUUAGAGCGGUUAUAAACUUUGACAACUACCGAAAAUGUUUUCGUUUUCGUUAAUAUUUCACUUGUAAGAGCAACAGAUGUUUAUUAUUGCUUGCUUCAAUGUACCCGCCAAGUGCAAUUUCCGCCUCAUUUAUAUUUUUAUGACUUACAUCUUAUUUUUUAUAAUCCUUGACCUUUUCUGAAAUGUAAAAUUAUAUAAUUUUCUAUACUUAUCAAUAUAAAUCUAUAAAUAUAUUCUUAGUUAAUGAAUUUAAAUAGAUUCUAUUGGUCCUCCUUCUAACAUUUCUUAGUUACGGGGACAAUUCUUUUCUAUUUGAAUUCCCAAUAAUACCAUUUUACUGAAGCAUAAUAGAAAUGUUUAUAGCCCACAUCUACAUCAUCUAUAAAAGGGAUGUAAUCAUAAAAAAGUAAAUGUCCAUAAACAAUAUUCAUGACGAAGAAUCAAGAUACAAGUAUUAUAACAAGCGAUGGUUGUGAAGAAGUCACAAUUUUGACGAGAAUAAGUGGUAGGCUUCAUCGAUUUAAAUAUGAUUAUUAGUACAAAUAUGAAUUGCAAUUUACUCUCAAUUAUCUUCCGAUCUGUAACUAAAGAGUCACAAGGACACAAUAUCUGUUUAUAAAGCACACAUCUUUAUCUGGACUAGAUUAGUCGACCGAUAGGACAAAUAGUCAAGGUCGCAAAAGCAAAAUAAAAUAUUUUUAUUAUACCAUGAGCUUGAGAAGUUCACAGACUCAAUGCCACCAACCGAGUCGACAUUUUCUCUACAACAACGUUAACACAUGACUGCACGUAUGCGUCAAACAUGUUCAUACUAAGGCCUCUCAUCCAGAGUUAAUGUACCGUAAAUGCCACGGGAGUUAUGUUACAAGUAUCGUCAACCAGAAAUCAAUGAAAAGAAUAAAUUCGAAUUAUCACCCUUAUGGCUUUGACAUAAAAGCGUUGUUACGAUCCUAAUGUGUCGAUUGGUGUUCGGUUGGCUAUACAGACGUGACCGUGAAGCACCCUCCCAACACAUUUUCUGAUAAAACAAUAUUUUUAAAUCCAGAUGUAGACCGAAGCGAAUACUCUAAACAAAGCUACUUAAUCUUUGAUAACCUAAUUAGUGCGGUGGAUAGUGCGUGGUUUAAUUUUCUUUAUUUUUGCUGAUUCAAUCGUCAAUUUCUCUUUCUUUGGAUUCGGCCAAAAGACCGUGCCGAAAGUUACUAAAAAAUAAAUUGUUGUUGAUUUGUCUAUGCUCACUCAUAAAAUAUUGGUCUACUUUGUUUUUGUGAAAGAUUUAGUUCAUCAUUAGAUAUCUGAUGAACUAAUCUACUACUACUUUGAUGCAAUUAACAUCGAUUAUCGCACAAGCAGAAUACAAAGUAACGUCUUACAUGAAUAUUUUAUGGAGUAAACGUUUCACAAGUAACUAUUAUAUCGUCACGACGUUGAUAACUACCUGUGUUCUACAAUAUGUUUAACGUGCAAUAUCUAGAGAUAAUAUUGAUUACUGAAAUAUUUCCAUACCGAUUUUCCUACAAGAGUUAUUGAUAGGUCUACGAGUGAAAUUGUCUUGAUAGUAGUUCGUCAGGUAGCAAUGUUUUUUGUAAGUUGCCACUUGUUUUUGUUCGGAAUUAGAUAUUGAAUCGUAUCCUUCUAUAGAUACGCAAAGGAAAUCUAGGUAAAAUGAUCAAUUCUAUCUACUUCAUUAAGCAGGCCAUCACAACUUAUGUUGCGUCACAAAUAACGAUGAAGUAACGGUGCUUUUAAUUCUUGUGGUUUAUUGGCAGUUAUCAUUUAGGCAGAUGUUGCGGAAUUAGGCAUAAGUUGCCCAUAGCAAGAAUUUGAGCUAUUGGUCUAAUACUGAAUAUAAAUAAAAUUAAUGCAAUAAAAUACAAAUUAAAUUAAAAAUAUAUUUGAUUUACGAACAUAAAAUAACUUGUACAUACAACUACUACAAAAUAAAUGCAAAAAAAAACAUUAAAAAUAAGUUUAAACUAUGAUUCAUUCGCUGCGUCAUUUCUUAUCAAUAAGUGAGUUUGUCGGUAACGAUAUUUAAAACAUACUCUAUAUUACACAUCAUUUGAUUUAUUGAAAUGUAAUAAGAGAUUUCUUCCUUUUUUACCAGAUAAGGGAUCGACCUCAAAUAAUCACGGUAAGAGAUUACAAUUCACGUUUAAUAAGUCAAUUAAAUAAGCGAUUUUUAAUACAUAUAAUAUAAUCUUAUAAACGAGUCUCUUGAAUUUUGUUUAUCAUGUCACAAAAUUGAUCUACUUAAUUGACAGUAAGUGACUGCUGGAAAUUGCUACUAUGAAAUGAAAGAACCCUAAAGAACAACUCAACAAAACUAGGCGGAAUCUGGAUACGUUUGCAUAGAUAGCGCAAAAAGACACGAUUUUGUCCCGCAUUUUGUAUUUUUCGCUCAAUUAACGCACCCUUGCAUGAUAAAACAAAAUUGUCAUUAGCCGUUAAUCGGUUACUUGACACCAGUGCAAUAUAGUGCCGUACCUUAUUUCAAUUAAAAACGAGUUUUAAACAGUUAUAAUAAACCGCUCACGAUAGCAAUAAUAUGAUAUUGACUGUAUUUAUUACUUAAUCCAAUAAGUACUGUGAUAUAAUAAUGAAUGACAUUAAUAAAUCUGUUAAUAUGUAAUUUAGCAAUAAGUAAUUAUAAAUUGUUCAUUUAAAAUAACUGGAAUUUUGUAAGAAUAAUUUACAAUGUUGUUAUACUGAGUGAUCUUGUAAAACACUUAAUAUACAUUACAUUUGGUCGAUACAGAA